Ambispora gerdemannii is the source of this 443-nucleotide messenger RNA. Lineage: Eukaryota; Fungi; Glomeromycota; Glomeromycetes; Archaeosporales; Ambisporaceae. The record is from the annotation of a GenBank genome assembly.
CAACUCACUAUUCACUAGUGUGUAGCUGUAUCUGCUUAAAACCAUUAAAGAAUAUAUUCAUGAAAAGUUUCAUGGCGCAAGACAGAGAUAGCCAUAAUAAAAGUUAUCAAAGAGAAUCUUCAUCAACAGCCUCUAAAGAAUCAUCUAAUUGGAGUUCCGAAGUAUCGUCGCCAGUAUCUACAGAACAAUUGUCAGAUUCAUUAUGGGAAGAAGACACUGAAAAUUUAGCAUCUUAUCAUGAAAAACUUUUAACUCCUGAGUUUAUUGUUAGCGAUUUACUGAACUUGUUAAAUAAACAUCUUGACUACGAAAGAGAUGUCUUGACUAUUGGCAGAUCGCUACAAUUAUAUUAUCAACAGAAAGCAAUGCAAAUCGACGGGUCGCCAUCUUUGAAUUAUGAUCAUUUUAUAUUUGGAAAUGAAAAUGAAUUUUUCUUCGCUUAA